CUUUAUAUUAAUUUCUUUCACGCCUUAAAUGUGCCUGAUUCCAAUUCAGAAAAACUGGUGCCAACGUUUGAAUACUUCCAAGGAAAUGUCGCUGAAGGUAGCAAUCGCUUGGAUCAUUCUUACUUUUAUUGCAUUUAUCCACAUCUCAAAAUAUAAUGCACAGGUGAGCUAUUAUCAUUCGUCAAAACUGAAAAGAUAAGUAGUGAAUAGAAGUGUUUUUAUAUAUUAAAAGCCACUAAAAGUUCAUCUUUAAUGUAGGUUAAGUUCGAGUUUGCUACAACUAACAGAUGUCGGAUGAAAUCCAGAUUAUAAAGGGCCACUAAACGUUUCAAUGAAAAAACAGCCCUGCAAUUUUUCAGGGUUUAGUUUAUCAUUCUUCCUGUUUGAUGCAUGAAAGAAAUCUAUGUCUCUAGGCAAACAUUUUAUGCUUUAAUACAGACUUAUUUCUUUGGCUAAAACACGAUGAAAAAAACAAAAACAAAAGAAAAACAAAAACAAAACAAAAAAAGGUUCUUUGAGGUGGUUCCAUUGUUAUUUUAGAAGCAGGGAUCUACGACAAUCUUCGGUCUCAAAGCUGUUUUGGUUUAAAGGCUACGAAACUCUGAGAUACCUGCUGAUAGAUAGCAAUUACAUAAAGGAAUUCGAUUUACACUAUGAUAUAUAAUUAUAUGUUUUUUGCAUAGUUAUAUUUAGCAAAGCCCACUUUUUCAAGAAAAUCGUGUCUAGUGAAAAACUUUGCUGUUAUGCUUUGCCUGAAAUGUCGGGUAUCAAGUUUUAUUGAUAUAAUUGGGAUGUGCUACAAAAUUUCAAGAGAAAUCUGUGAAGCAGUCUCGAACGAGAGAGUCCUUCUGAAUUCAGCGUUGAAAUUGUUUGUGAAUAUUCAGAACGCGUUACUGAGGAGGACUCAGGAACUAGAUAUUUUGGGACGAUUAUAAAGAAUACACACUCUUCUUCGAUGGCAUUUGAUAUGUUGUCCCACCACGGAGGCACUUGUAAGCCCUGGUCAAACCUAGAAUCUAGAGAUCUAGAGUCGUCUAACACGAGGUUGGCCUCGAAGCCGUUAUAGAUGCACACAUUUUUUUCCAACCAAUUAAAUGUGUAAAGAAUUCCACAAUCUGGAUAUUUCUAAACUGACAAAUUGGGGUAUCAAAAAUUGAUUUCCAUGUGUGCAAUUCAAGUUUGGAAAUAAGCGCCAGCAAAAUUGAAAACCGACAUUUUCUAAUUUAUAAUUCUCUUUAGCUUCUCUUUUUGGGUGAUUCCAAACCUGACACAACUACCGCACGAAUUGUGGAACUAAAUAUUCGUAUACAGUUUCAGCAGAUUCGUGGGUAAAAUACUCGGUUUCAACAAAAAAAUGUAUGAAUAAAUAAAAUAAAGCAACAACAACCAAACACAGUCACACUCUGGAGCUGAGCGGCUUCACUGGUUUUAUGUGAAUGGAAGUAAGGCCGAUUCAGGCAUAGAAAUAUUGUGCGGAUUCAGAAAUAUCGAGAACAAAAACAUUCGAUUUAAUUUAGAGCAAGGUUUUGAGUGUUUUAAAGUUUAUGAAACGAAUGGGAAUGCCUCAUCAGUUGAUUUUAAGCCGAACUCAGCAGCAGUUGAUUGCGGUAACGCUUUCCGAAAGUGCGUUUUGGGGGUUCGUUUGACUCUGAGCGAUACGUUUUUAAAAACAAUUCCAUAGCUGAAUAGGUCCCUAUUAUAAUUAAUGAUUGUCACCCAACUAGUUUUAACGAGAAGUAUUAUUGUUAUUUAACUAUAUUUCUUGUAUAUUCUUUUAGUUAUCUAUCCACAGUAGAAAAUAAAGUUGUUCAUUGUUGUCGUUGUUGUUAACGGAAAACUUAAUGACAAUGUUUUCAUCAACACGAGCAAUUUUUCCUUACGGUUUGUUCCGAGCCUAUUCGUGACUACACAGACGUUUAUUCGAGUUAUAUUGCACUUUUAAUCAUGUAAAUCUUGCGAGUAAAAAGCUCUUGUCACCUUAAGUCCAACUUGCGCUUCAAGUUGUCAAGUUUUGAGUUUCAGAUUGUUAUAAUUGUUUUGCACUGUGUCUAUUUACAUGGGCUAUGGACUACUCGUAAAUUAUCUCUAAUAACUUCGAGGAAAAAUAUUUAAUAAUUAAAAGCAUGGCAUUAAAUUGGCGUAUCUUACCAUUUCCUUUCUCAUUAAUAAUUGCGUAUAAAUUGAAGUCUUCCACCAAGUUUGAUGAACUUCUCGAUGCCGAAAUAUCGAAUAUCGUACCGAACGCUCUUCCUUCUUGUAUUUUCAAUUUCUUUUUUGACAAUUAUUCAAUAUGUAAGCUCUUGACUCAACAUUUUUUGCUGAAGACAUGUAUCACUAAGAAGGAUCUAAAAGAAAGAAGGUAUAUUAUAGCCUAUUGAAAACGGAGAAUAAAUAUGAAAAAAAGAAUCGAAUUUAUACCCAUAAAUUAUCUUUAAUAACUUGAAGGAAUCUGGUACAGGCAAGAUCUGGGUAACGGUAGCCAGCAUACAUAGCAAUGCUUGAUGAACAUAAUUCGCUGGAAUAUUAUGGAAUUUGCACAUUUGAAAUUUUUCGCUGCUAUUCAACGCUAAUCCCAGAGCCCUUGCUCUCGAUAGCAAUUUAGUUUUAGAUCUUGAGGCUGCCCGGCAUAGACCCUCUAAACUAGGAGUUUGAUGAUCUUUCCGAGAAAAGCUGAUCUUUCUAAGAGCAAAUAUGAAAACACAUAAGGGCUUGAACGCCUCAUUAUGACAAAAAUAUAUAUAUUAUUUUAAUAACAAAAUAAAAACUGUUACGUUGGAGAUGAUAGCAAGAGUACCACGGAGCUUUAAAAGUAUGUUUCUUUUAGAUAAUUCUAAUAAUCAAUUGAAAUUUCUGCUAAUAGGACAUUGUUGAAAGGCCUGCGUAGCUACUAGCCGGGCAACUUUCACCUGUCAGCUUGUCUAAAUGGUUAAGUUGUAUUCAUGAAGGUGGUUCCUCGAACUUAGCAAUAAUUCAUGGAAAGAAAACAAAGGACGUCAGGAGCCGUGAAGAAAGUUUGAAUAUCAGUUACUAAUUUGCGUCUUCUAGAAUUUUUGAUCAUUCCAAAAUUUUCACACAAAUAAUUCUAUCAAGUAUUCAAAAUUGGUAAAAAAAAAUCCCCGAUUGCGCUUCCCCCAUUUUUAUAUUAAUUUCUCGAUGCCUAGAUAUCGUACUGAACGCUGUUUCUUCCUUUUUUUUAAAUUUAUCAUUUAACCUCCUUUUGACACAAAUUCAAUAUGUCAGCUCGUGUAGGAGAACCUUUCCUCGCACGCCAAAGUUAGUAUUCAAGCGCCUUACUAAGAUUUCAUGGUUGACAGUGUCAAAGGCGGCACUUAGAUUUAAUAAUAAUAAUAGAGUAACAUGCUGUGAAUUCAUGUUUAAAGAAAGGUCAUUAGCUACCUUCAACAAGGCUGCAUCUGUACUAUAGCGUUGGCGAUAUUCAGAUUGAUAUAAUGGGUACUGCAAGACUGCCAUAAAUGACGAUGCAUGUGGUUUAAACCUGAGCGUUCCGCUCCGACACAUAAGACAGCAGGUUGCUAAUUGUGCAAAGAUUUUUACACUCAGAGCUUAGGCUAGGUUUCUUUAUUAGGGGUAUUACAAUAUCCUCUUUCCAUAUAUCGGGAAAGGUACCCUGCUCCAGUCAGAGGCACCCAACGACGAUUUCCUCCUAAAUACGUUGAAAACACUUUUUAGGCUAUCUAUAGAGUACUCUUGGAUCUCUAGAAAUACAUUCUAAGCGGCCCUUUUACUAUAAAAUUUGUACCUGUUCGGUCAGGGCGUUAAAGUAGCACAGAUCAGAAUCUUUGUUAGUUUGUCGUCAUUUCCUUUCAGCUUUUCAUCAUUAAACCAGGGUAUAUCAGGUCUUAUUGUUAUCUUUGCGUGACUUAAGCGGAGCAUAUGCAUGGUGCUCAAUUGAAUCAGACAGUGUGGUAAUAUAGCAGUAAACCAAAUCAUUAAGCUGAUGAGGCAUAUUUCCACAUAACCGAGAAGCAGAAAAAUCACUCAUAAGAGACUGGACAUUAAUCUGGCGAGUAAUUUAAUAACGUAGAUUCUCUACAGCCAACGGAGGCUUAGGAGUAUUGAUGCUAAACAAAAUGGCUUUAUAAUCCGACAGAAAAUGAUCAGGUGUAGGUGUAGAUCCCGUGAUAUGAUCAAAUUCACACGUGAUGAUCAAGUCAAGAGUAUGGCCGCCCAUGUGACUAGGUUGUGUAAUUGCUGUCAAAGUGAACCCAUAGAAUAGAGAACCUCCAAAACCUUUUGACUAUCAUAGUCACUGGAAAUGUCAACAUGAAUGUUGGAAUCACCGGCAAUGAACUGUUGUAGAUAUGAAAAAGACAGCUGGAUAAAGGGAUCUAUCCUUUCCAGUCACGAAAAUAAUUUUCCAUACUUUCGUAAGGUAAUUCUGCGCAAUUCUGAUCAUAAAAGUAACUUUAGACAAAGGUCGUAACAAGUUGAAAAUGUUCAUUUCGAUUUCUUAAUUUGCUGCCUGAAAUUUCUAGGUCUUCAAACUUAAGUUCUUAAGCUCUUAAAAAAGGCCUUGAAUAAUGUAAAGUGUAAAUGAAAAUGUAAAUAUCAUAUUAUCCACUCCCCUCAGGGCUUUUCAUGUAUUUGAUGAUAUUUAAAGUGAAAUUUUAUUUUCCUUUUAAACUAAACAGCUCCAAAGGUCCGAACAGAAAAACCUACACUUUGGGAACUUUAAAGAAUUUCUCAAUCACAUGCUGAAUAUUUCCCAAGUUUUGUCCUUUGUCAACGUCAACGACUACACCGACUGUGGUUUCCAAUGCCUUGCUAACGUGGCAUGCUUGUCAUUCAAUUAUGCCAUUUUGCCUAACAGCAGCUCCACACUUCACUUCUGCCAAUUGCUAGCUACAGACAAGUACAACCACUCCACUGCCUUCGUACAGAGUGACCACUUUCAUCACUACACUAUUGCGGUAUGAUGAACGAAGCUCUUUUACUGGUUUACUGAAUGAAUACAACUCGUUUGGUCUCCGCUCAAAUUCAAAACUAAAUUUGAAAUUAAACUGCGAUAGUGUAUCUUUAGCCUGGGUACAGCCGCCGUCUCCUCUAAAAAGAAAUCCGGGAGAUUUUGUUUUUGAGGGGCCGGAGGGGGCGGAUGUACACAGGCUACCCUGGUUGGUACACGAAAACCCUCUAGGAAUACACCAAUCGGUUAUUUUUUGCUGGUUUGUUUCUGUACCCUGCGAACAGAGGUUUCUCUAUUGCAUUGCUUUUAUCGUUUACGAAGUCGUUCGCGUGGCUUGUCUGUCGCGUGGUUAGUUCGUUUACGCCCUGAGAGAAACUAACCACGGGGCGUAAACAAACUAAAGUAACCACGCGACAGACAAGCACGCGAACGACUUCGUAAACUCUAAAAGCCAUGCAAGAGAGAAACCCCUGCUCGUAGGAUAUUUUUCUGAAAACCUAAUCACAGUCGUCACAGACGCGAAGUGUGUAUGACAGCCCACUGUCGCAUAUUUGAGUAGUUGUUCUUUGCAAUUGAAUCUCAGAGCCCAUGUGAGAGUUUUCCUUGCCAAGAUGGCGGAACAUGUCGGCCACUGUAUGAUAAAAAUGACAUGGUAUGUGAGUGCCCGGACGGAAGGAAUGGAACUCAUUGUGAGAAAGGUAAUGACUUGGACGUUAUAUUUAGUCAUCAUCCGAUCGAGUGCGACAGUUUGUUUGUCGAACAUUGUUUUAGGGAUCUGCAAAAUGCAAUGGAUGGCUCCGAAAUCUCCCAUUCAGUAAUAAAUGCAUUACUUUAAUUACACCAAUGCAAUGGAAUAUAAUACCGGAGAACUUAACAAGCUAUAAGAAAUAGUCAUUACGCGCCGGGGUAGGUGACAGAUUCCCUUACCCUUUCAAAUACUUUUACUCGUGAAGUCCCGGCCAAUUUUAUAUACCUGAAGCCCAAAGAAGGGAACCCAUUCAGGCAAAAGUCCCUCUAUAUUGGACACUAAAGGAAGUACACUGAAGCUUAGGAAUUUAAAUAGAUUUUUAUUAAUGUUUUCCCAGCCUUUUUGUUUAUAAAAUCAAAAUGUUUAAAGUUUAUACACUGAGCAUGUCCAAUGCAAAAUAUUCCCCUCUACGAGUUUGACUCUUUCUUUUCAUCAAGAUUCAAUGAUUUCAUCUCACGGUAACAUGGAAAAAGGUUUGUGUUUAAUAAACCAAAGUGCCCCUUAUCUAAACUUUUGCCACUUUAUAAAAACGGCUGAGGCAGUUAGUAGUACACUAACUUUAGCUUACUUCAUAGUAUCUCAGGCUAGGUGACGUGUUAGAAGAGGAUGAAUAUCGAACAGCUAAAACUGAAUCAUUGGAUAAUGAAAUAAUUCUAGAUUCCUGAUUGGCUUAGCCAUCAUGGUAUAUGAGCCAUUUAUACGAUGCUCUCCAAAUAUGGUAACUGUACGCGUCGGAGAGAAUUCUCGAUAUUUCGUAGGAGUCUCAUAUAAACACGCACUCGUGGAAUAAUUGUUAAUUAAAGACUUAUGUCCAAGAGAAAAUGCGGCAUGGAAUUUCACGAGCAUACCAUUUGAUUACCUAUUAAUAUCAUGGUUGACGAAUUACGUUAGCAAUCUUGGAUUUUGACAUAUUUAUCCUGGAUCGUAUCGAUCGAGAACUCCUGUACUCUCUUGAACGUUUAGAGCUUAAAUUUUGCUUACUUUCAGAGUUUUUCGUCAAAAUAUCUGUUAGAAUCCUUCUUGAUGUGCUCUUUCGUGUGUUUAGGUUUACUAAAGCGUCUUUUUAUGCCAUGGCAUCUCCAUUCAUAACAUUUUAAAGCUUCGUCGCACACACUUCGACGUACGGAAGGUUGCCAUGGCAAUUUUGUAAUUUCACAUGUAAAAUUACAAAUUAUCACUGUUAUUAUACAUUGUAGUCACCAUCUGUCUUCCCAUCGGCUAAAAGCCUACAGUUAAUUCUGGGAAACAGCGAAACCUACAGAUUAUUCACAGAUUAUUCACUAAUCUGUAGGUACAGCUUAGUGAAUAAUCUAUAGGUUGCGCGCGCAAUUCAUGAUUUCCAAGAGCAAUAUCAAGUGCAUGGACAGUAAUGUCAACUUCGCGGACAGCGAAGUAAGAGUGGCUUCUCGAUUCGCUUCAUCGACCAAGGAAGAAAUUGAGAAAUUACUUGAAGAUAAAGUAUAAUGAAACAAUUAUUAGAUUCGGUUUUUGUGAUAUCCGGAAUAAUCAAGGUCGAGGUUAGUGUUAUCAGCCUCAGCCUUCGGCUUCGGCUAAUAACACUUACCUCGACCUUGAUUAUUCCGGAUAUCACCAAAAUCUCAUCCAAUAAUUGUUUAAAAUUUCGCGCCAAAAUUAAGGAGUAAUUCGUCACCGAUAAUAUUGUGAAUGUAAUGCGUCGUUGUCCCUUUCUUUCCGGUUUCAGGGUGGUUCAAGAUAAACACAGAGGAAGUGUGCUUUGGAGCCAAAAACGAUUCCUACGGUACCUUCAAUAUUCAAAAGACGGGAAAUAUUUUUGCGUUUAAACUAGCUCAUCUAUCAGGCGGUGUGUCUUGCGUCGCUGGUUUGAACAGUGCUACGAAGUGGGGAUGCACCUCUCGUUUAAAUACACACAUCACCAAUUCCAACAACUUCCGCCUUUUUCCUACAAAUGAAUCGGAGACGUCACCCGGUUUUGAUCCACAUCUAUUUUACACGCUGCCUGGAUUUCAUUAUAACUCCAGUGCAAUCGAGUUCAGGUUUUUUUCCUCCGCAAUCUGGGUUCAUACUGGACAGGAGUUCAGAAUCUGGUACGGUGAAGAUUUGAUAAAUAAGGACGAGGAAAACAACCUAUUGAACAAGUCAUGUAUCGAUGUAUACGGUUUUUACUAGAAAAGUCAAGAAACUAACCGUUUUAACGGCCAUGACAAUGAGACCAAGUAAUUAGAACAGAACUUGGUGGCGUGCUUGAAUGCCACUUAGCAACGGCUCGUUGCAUGGCAAGUCGGUAAGCCAUUCAAGCGUUCAUUUACGUUAACUACAUUACAAAGCUUUGAGUGCGAUAGGACGAAGUCUUCCUACGUGUUCUCGGUUAAUUUUCAACAGAAUAAUUAAACCAGGAUUGCUCCUCUCGAUCACACUCAAAGCUUUGUGAUCGGAAUGAACGCUUGGGCUGCUUGCCAUUAAGCGAGCUGUUGCUAAUGAAGUGGUAUCCAACUGCACUGAAAGCGCCUAUUACUUUAUGUCAAACUAGUGAAUAGUUUAAUUUGCUGCCUUUUUUUACGUAACAGGACUUUCGAGAAACGGGCCCCAAGUUCGUGGCUGGAGGGUAAUUAUUAUCAAAAAAACAAACAAACAAUCAAGUAUUAAGCACUCUUGUAAAAUACAUCAACGGUAGUUUUACAUUAGCGAAGAUUUUCCCAUCGGAUUCUUAAAUGUUUCCGGCCGGAUUUAUUACAUUUAGGCUAUUCGGAUUUUCAGACGUCACGCACAUCAAUUAAUCCAGUACUCACUCAAGCCGAAAUCAAGUUCUGCGAACACGCGACUAAACCGGGAAAUGUAAGCAACAAGUCUGCUACCAAGAAAGUGUUCCGAAUUCGUCACGAAUCCUUAAAAAUCUCUUAUAUUAUGCUACUUAUAGCCAGUUAUUGGAUCAGUGACGUUUUUGUGAUAUCCGCAAAGACCGAAGUAGGUGUGAUCAGCCUCGGCUGAUCAGUGGAGAUUGGAUUCCAGAUUUUAAUCGCUUGCGGGAAUCCGAUUUCCUAAAACUGUUUCUGGAAUCCCAAAGCCCUGACAUGAUUUCAGAUUCCACAAGCAAAAAUGUCUUAGAUUCCGGUACAUACAUAACCAUAUACAUAGGGCAAUCUGAGUUUCAUUAUCACAAGCACUUUAUUCUAGUGAUGUUUUGGGUGUAAUUCUCUUAAUUUGUCAGUACAUUGUAAUCGUAG
Molecule: messenger RNA, 8875 nt
Organism: Porites lobata
Lineage: Eukaryota; Metazoa; Cnidaria; Anthozoa; Scleractinia; Poritidae
Source: the annotation of a GenBank genome assembly